Messenger RNA from Neltuma alba, 1894 nucleotides. RefSeq names its product transcription factor MYB54-like. The record is from RefSeq and is a predicted model, not a curated record. Gene Ontology annotation, biological process: regulation of DNA-templated transcription. Gene Ontology annotation, cellular component: nucleus. Gene Ontology annotation, molecular function: DNA-binding transcription factor activity, RNA polymerase II-specific; RNA polymerase II cis-regulatory region sequence-specific DNA binding. NCBI's taxonomy places the organism in Eukaryota, Viridiplantae, Streptophyta, Magnoliopsida, Fabales, Fabaceae. Bases 149 to 1267 code for a protein of 372 amino acids. The transcript has 3 exons.
CCUCCUUACAUCUGACUAAAGAUCACAUCAGUUUGUCUUUUAGUCCAUCUCGUAUCAGGAGGAACCUAUUUGGGGGUUUUAAACGUCAGUCCUCUCGGUUUCCUAGCGUUUUUGUCUCUUGUUCUGUGUUUCUUGGACUUCUGUUUCCAUGAGUUCGCAAAAGUUCAACAAUGGGGGUGACGGUUUUAGUGGGGACGUCAGUCUUUUGCCACCAGCUCCCUCUUACGCCUCCCCUCUUAUCGUUCGAGCUCCUCAACUUUCACUGUCAAACACUUUUGGCCGGACUGGCGGCGAGAUUGGCUUUCAGGUCCUGAGCCCCUCAUUUCCGCCCCAGGUGAAGAGGGGAACAAUGAGAGGCAACGGUGAAGCUGAUGGACCUUCAGAGGCCCAGAACAAGGGCUUGCCUUUCAAACUUGGCGAGGAGGACAUUGAAGCCAAGAGCUCUUCUGGCUCCAGGAAUGGACACACAAAGCUCUGCGCUAGAGGCCACUGGAGGCCAGCUGAAGAUGCCAGGCUUAAAGAGCUCGUAGUUCAGUACGGUCCUCAAAAUUGGAACUUGAUCGCCGACCAUCUCGAAGGAAGAUCAGGUAAAAGUUGCAGACUGAGGUGGUUCAAUCAGCUCGAUCCCAGAAUUAACAGGAGGGCGUUCUCUGAGGAAGAAGAGGCGAGGUUGUUGUCUGCUCAUAGAAUGUACGGGAACAAAUGGGCUAUGAUUGCCAAACUGUUUCCUGGGAGGACAGAUAAUGCGGUGAAGAACCACUGGCACGUGAUAAUGGCCAGGAAGCACAGAGAGCAAUCAAUUGGCUGUAGGAGGAGGAGGUCUUGUUCGGAAAUCAUCCGCCCAAAGGCUUUAAAUUUGACCCUCUCAAAUAAGGCAGUGAGCGAAUCCACCAACUCCAGCAACCUCAUCGAUGAAUCUGCCUCAUCCUCCACUGAUCUCUCCCUCAGUGCCACAUUGUUCCCAAACCCGAGCCCCCAGGGCCACGGAUCGCUGAUGGGUCUAUCCAAUGAGAUGAAGUCGAGAACUGGGGACGUGGGAUUCGACAGGAUGUUUGUCGGUAGGAACGGAUGUAAUGAGGGAAGAGCACAAAUGGGGAAGCUGAUGGGAGUAGUGGACCAAUCAAAUUCAGACUCAAACUCAGAAAUCUCAGUAUCUGAGUCAGUGGCCACCAACAGGACGAGCCUCUCAAUUUGUGGGGAAAGUGAGAACGGGGGCGAUAACAUGAACAUGCCAUUCAUUGAUUUCCUCGGGGUAGGAGCUGUAUGAUGAUUGAAAGAAAAGGCCUAAAUCGAGAGUGUGGGUUGGGGGGUCACUGUUCAGUCAGGAGCACCAUUAGGGUCCGUAAUACAGUAGGAGUUGCAGAAAAAAUGGGGAUGUAGCAGAAGUAGGUCCUAGAGGCACUCCAUUUUGUACAGUUAGUUUCACAAAAGGGCAAAAGGCACCUAAAAGUAAAAGGCGAACUCAUGACAGGGGAAGUGGGGAAAGAAAGGAAAAAACAGAGGGUAGGUCUAAGAGUUAUGAGUUUGAAAAAUAUAAUAAGAAGACAUGCCUUGGAUUUGGACGGGGGCAGAAACAAGAGGGAGAAAGGGAGGAUGGUGGGGUUCGUUAUUGGGUGAUGUUGUGGACUUUGGCGCUUUAUUGUGGAAGUAAAGCCGAGGUAGGUUGAAUUGGAUUAGACGGGGAGGGGUGGAAUGAAUGAAAGUAGUGGAGUCAUUAUAAUUGGUUGUUUACCUGGAAACAUGUGUUAUUGGGGUUUGGCACUUUUUCAACUGGGUAAACGUUUGGUAUUGGAUGUUUGACCCUGUUCUUUUACAUGUACCGCCCGUGACAAUUUAUACUGUAUAACUCCACCUCAAUAUUUUAUAUGCUUAACCAAUCGGAUCCUUUUCGUUG